AGCGGUUCGUACAGUACAGGCAGUCGCCGCCGCAACGGAUGGACGCCAACGGGUGGGACAGACGUUACCGAGGAAUUAUUUAGUUGUCGAGCUCUUUUUGGUCUCAAACUGAGGACGGAUUUGAAGUCAGAACCUUUUUUUUUCCAGCGGAGUUAAACAGCGUCAGAGGUUUUUGUUGUUGUUUUUUGGUUUUCUUCAGCCCAAAACCGCUUCCCCUUUUUUUUUCACCCUCCACGGCAGCCCGUUCGAAAAAAGGGCGUGUGUGUUCGGGGCGGUUUUGAUCAAUUUCCGUGGUUAUUUAUGGUUUUUAGAUAGACAUAAAUCUAUUUUUUGACACAAUCUGGGUCUGAAGGACACCGUUUGAGGAUGGGGUGCACGUUAAGUACCGAGGAUAAGGCGGCGGUGGAGCGCAGCAAAAUGAUCGACAGGAAUCUGCGGGACGACGGGGAGAAGGCGGCCAGGGAGGUCAAGCUGCUGCUGCUCGGUGCCGGAGAAUCAGGAAAAAGCACAAUCGUCAAGCAGAUGAAGAUCAUCCAUGAAGCCGGAUACUCAGAAGAGGAGUGUAAGCAGUACAAAGCCGUGGUCUACAGCAACACCAUCCAGUCCAUCAUAGCCAUCAUCAGAGCCAUGGGGCGCCUCAAGAUCGAUUUCAAGGACUCCAGCAGAGCUGAAGAUGCACGGCAGCUGUUUGUGCUGGCGGGCUCGGCGGAGGAAGGCUCCAUGACAACCGAGCUGGCCGGUGUCAUCAAGCGGCUCUGGAGCGACGACGGAGUUCAGGCCUGCUUCAGCCGCUCACGCGAGUAUCAGCUCAACGACUCCGCCGCAUACUAUUUGAACGAUCUGGACAGGAUAUCCCAGGCAAACUACAUCCCAACCCAGCAGGACGUCCUGAGGACCCGAGUCAAAACAACGGGCAUCGUGGAGACUCACUUCACCUUCAAAGACCUGCACUUCAAAAUGUUUGAUGUCGGCGGUCAGCGCUCUGAGAGGAAGAAGUGGAUCCAUUGCUUCGAGGGGGUGACCGCCAUCAUCUUCUGCGUGGCCCUGAGCGACUACGACCUGGUGCUGGCUGAGGAUGAAGAGAUGAACCGAAUGCACGAGAGCAUGAAGCUGUUCGACAGCAUCUGCAACAACAAGUGGUUCACAGACACCUCCAUCAUCCUCUUCCUCAACAAGAAAGACCUGUUUGAGGAGAAGAUCAAGAGGAGUCCUCUGAGCAUCUGCUACCCGGAAUAUGCCGGUUCCAACACGUACGAGGAAGCAGCCGCCUACAUCCAGUGUCAGUUUGAAGAUCUGAACAAGAGGAGGGACACCAAGGAGAUCUACACCCACUUCACCUGCGCCACAGACACCAAGAACGUGCAGUUCGUCUUUGACGCCGUCACCGACGUCAUCAUCAAGAACAACCUCAAAGACUGUGGGCUUUUCUAAGGAUGACGGUGACGACCACUUUCUUUCUUGGCGGUGGAGCCAACUUCUGAACAUCUUUGGAGGGGAGGGGAGGAUCAUGAUGGACCAGUGCUGUACUAUACGCCACUUUUAACAGCUUUAUUUAUGUUUUUGUCUCAGAACUUUGAACUAGCGUUACUACAUUUGUGCAGGAUGUUUGUAUCACGUAAAAGAAUCACCGCAAAUGUUCACUUUUUUUUUUUAAAUCAAUUUUUGUUUUUUCCUGAGGAGACCCCAUGUUUUCUGCUGUUUCUUGUGCCGCCGUUUCUGGAACUUUGCCGUUGGUGGAAAAGCUCCUCCUUUUUUCCUGCUCUUCAACCACUCGGGAAGACAAAAGGCGUUUAGGGGGAGGGUCGAGGGACGCGACUCCGAGUCCGGUUUGUUGGUACCUGUGCCUUGGCAUGCAUUUUACUGCGGUCGUCGUCCCGAUGCUUGUUCUGUUGCCUGCUGAAGUGUUCUAGACAUAAAGAGGUAAGCUGUUUUCAUACGUAGGUGUCUCUUCUAUCUCACAUGUGCAUGUCACUGAGCUAUCAGGAGGAGGACUGAAGCUCCAUGGUGACCUCCACACACACCCCCAAAGCGCCAUGGCAAUGGAGGCCCACAGUACAGUACUGAGAUUUCCCCCUACCAGGCUGGGGCUCUGCUUUUUAAACUGUAAAUUAAAUAUCCAGUCAUUCAGAAGGUUAGCAGAGGUGCCGAACCUCUACAAGAACAGAAACCUGAUUUUUUUUUGUUUGUUUUUUUUUGGUACAGUUCACUGUACAUUUGAACGCAUUUGGAGGAGACCUGAUGGAGGUUUUGGUGUGUAAGGAGAGAAAAACGGAGCUGCAGACAGAUUCCUGUAAAGUUGAAAGGAUCUAAGCUUCUUAUUUGAUUAAAAUAGAUGACCAGCAUAAAACUACAUUUCUGUUUCUGCAAAAAAAAAAAAAAAACUGUGCAGAUUGUUGCUACAUUGAGCGAUGUGACAAAAGGUUCUAUUGGUGUAAAGAAACUGCCACAAACUGUCUAUGUAUGUGUACUUUCUCCACGGAAGGAGAAUCUUUGUAGACUCAUCUCCCUUAUUUUGCUAAUAAAAAACCAUUUACAAAGUA
Oryzias latipes (Japanese medaka) is the source of this 2540-nucleotide messenger RNA. It is a transcript of the gene gnai1, whose product is annotated as guanine nucleotide binding protein (G protein), alpha inhibiting activity polypeptide 1. Gene Ontology annotation, molecular function: GTPase activity; GTP binding; G-protein beta/gamma-subunit complex binding. NCBI's taxonomy places the organism in Eukaryota, Metazoa, Chordata, Actinopteri, Beloniformes, Adrianichthyidae. Gene Ontology annotation, biological process: adenylate cyclase-modulating G protein-coupled receptor signaling pathway. Gene Ontology annotation, cellular component: heterotrimeric G-protein complex; cytoplasm. The record is from RefSeq and is a predicted model, not a curated record.